Messenger RNA from Pyrus x bretschneideri (Chinese white pear), 1611 nucleotides. RefSeq names its product peptide chain release factor PrfB1, chloroplastic. Lineage: Eukaryota; Viridiplantae; Streptophyta; Magnoliopsida; Rosales; Rosaceae. The coding region runs from base 138 to 1508 and encodes 456 amino acids. Gene Ontology annotation, cellular component: cytoplasm. Gene Ontology annotation, molecular function: translation release factor activity, codon specific. The transcript is spliced from 7 exons. The record is from RefSeq and is a predicted model, not a curated record. Gene Ontology annotation, biological process: translational termination.
UGGUCCCGAACACCACCACACGUCACCCACAGCGUACAAGCUAGGCGGGUUUUCUUUGUUAUCCAUCCAAAUGGAGUCAUAAAAAUAUGUUGGUUUUUUGCAGAGCUUGAACUUCUUGUAUCAGCAACACAGCAGCUAUGGAGCGUCAUCUUCGACCUGUGUGCAGCUCAACGGCCAUCUUGUGCCCCUCCAAGCCUCUAAUUACUAAGCUGCCACUGUUACUGCAAAAGGCCACUGUUUCUCCUUGCCGUUUACCCUCCUACACUUUCCCUUUAUCUGCAAAGCUUUCUACCUCUUAUCCGCUUCGUCCUGCAGUUUUACUGGCGACGCCGGAGAGCCAAGUGAGCACCGAAGCAAAAGAAUGGGCAAUGCAAGAUUUUUAUUUCUUAAGAAAGGAUGUAGAAACUGCUGCUAUACGCGUCAAGGAGAUAAGGGACUCUGCUUGUCUGCACAAGUUAGAACAAGAAGUAGCCGAUUUAGAAUUGAAAGCAGCUGAUACCACCUUUUGGGAUGAUCGAGCUAAGGCUCAAGAAAACCUUUCGGCCCUGACUGAUGUCAAAGACAGGAUAAAAUUGCUGAACGAGUUUAAAUCACAGGUUGAAGAUGUAGAAACAAUAGUCAAGCUUACUGAAGAGAUGGACUCCAUAGAUCAUGGACUUCUUGAAGAGGCCGCCAGUAUCAUCAAGGAAUUGAACAAGGGGAUGGAUAGGUUUGAGUUAACUCAACUUCUUUCUGGGCCUUACGACAAAGAAGGUGCUGUUAUCUUUAUUACUGCCGGUGCUGGAGGUACUGAUGCACAGGAUUGGGCCGAAAUGUUACUCAGAAUGUAUGUGAGGUGGGCAGAAAAGCAGAGAUACAAGACACGAGUAGUUGAGAAAUCCCAGGGAGAGGAAGCUGGAAUUAAGUCGGCGACAAUUGAAGUAGAAGGCCGUUAUGCUUAUGGGUAUUUGUCGGGGGAGAAAGGAACACACCGCAUUGUAAGGCAGUCCCCUUUCAAUGCCAAAGGUCUCCGCCAGACAAGUUUCUCUGGUGUUGACGUCAUGCCACUUCUACCUGAGGAGUCCUUGAAAGUUGAAUUACCUGAAGAGGACCUGGACAUAAGUUUUUCAAGGGCAGGCGGAAAAGGAGGCCAGAAUGUGAACAAAAUUGAAAGUGCUGUCCGGAUUACUCACAUCCCCACUGGUGUUACUGUUCGCUGCACAGAGGAGAGAUCCCAGCUUGCAAACAAGAUCAAGGCUCUAGCCAGGUUGAAAGCCAAGCUGCUAGUGAUUGCCGAGGAACAAAGGGCGUCGGAAAUUAAGCAAAUACGAGGAGAUGUGGUGAAGGCAGAGUGGGGCCAACAAAUAAGAAACUACGUGUUCCAUCCAUACAAACUCGUCAAGGACGUAAGGACGGGACACGAGACAUCGGAUAUCACUUCGGUAAUGGAUGGUGAUUUGGAGCCGUACAUAAAAGCUUACCUGAAGUACAAAUACAGUAUGAAAGUGACUGCGACUGUAGCUAAUUAAAGUAGAGGAUGUAAUUAAUUAAUUCUUAAUGAUCUGCAUAAUGCUUGAAUUGUAAAUACUAAAUAUGAUUUGUAUGUUUUCUGCUGACAUAGUUUCGAUGUUA